Messenger RNA from Aethina tumida (small hive beetle), 886 nucleotides. RefSeq names its product protein tipE (gene Teh2). Bases 1 to 693 code for a protein of 230 amino acids. The record is from RefSeq and is a predicted model, not a curated record. Lineage: Eukaryota; Metazoa; Arthropoda; Insecta; Coleoptera; Nitidulidae. Gene Ontology annotation, molecular function: sodium channel regulator activity. Gene Ontology annotation, biological process: regulation of sodium ion transport. The transcript is spliced from 2 exons.
AUGAGUGGCAUAAUAUUAGAGAAAAAUCAACUUACACUUAUUUCUAUAGCUGAAACCGCUAAAUUUUACACUUCAUUAUGUCUCGGAGUAACGGCUUUCAUAUCAGUAUUUGCAUUUCUUUUUUUAAUACCAUUCGUAGUUGAACCAGGAUUCUCCAGUCUCAUGGCUGAUUAUGAACCUGAGCCCGUCACAUGCAUUGCUACAAAUCAUGUAUAUGCGGAAGGUAUUUCGAAUUGCUCUUGGGCAUCAUGUCGUGAAGGCUGUACAAGAGAAGCAACUCGUUGUCAUCAAAUUUAUGUCAAUUAUUCAAAAAUUCCGUUUAGUAAGUUUAAAGCAUCAUCUAAUGUCUAUUGGGAUGUAGCCGACACUCGAUUCCUUAUCAAUACUGAAGGAUGUGGUUAUCCACCUUCCGUAAACUGUUCCCAGUUUGCCCGCCAAUAUGGUUACCACAGUGCGGGUACCCCCUUCCCAUGUUAUUACAGUCGAGUCUAUCCCGAAAUGGUUGUUGCUCGCUAUUCUUGGGAUGACACUUUACGUCAUUUGGUACUCUCAAUUGCCGUACCGAACCUUUUAUUUGCGGCUUCAAUCGGAGUUUUGAGCUACUGGUAUUGUCCUGGUUGUGGCAGAUCCUGUCAAAAAUAUAUGCAUCACUUUCCCACUGAGGAUGAAGAUUAUGAUGAAAAUCCCUACUAGCAUUGAUAUUGAUACUGGCCUCGAAAUUUUUAGAUCCUCUUAACACUUGCUUUCAUAUUAGGGUUAAUAAAUCAAAUCACAUUAUUUUACUUUUACAAAUAAAAUGUUCGUUAGUACAAAAUAUUAUGUUACAUGAACUAUUUAAAAUGUAAAUAAUUUCAAUAAUAAAAUAAAAUGUAUUGUUAUUGGUUUA